Messenger RNA from Trichoplusia ni (cabbage looper), 4736 nucleotides. It is a transcript of the gene sli, whose product is annotated as protein slit. The transcript has 37 exons. The record is from RefSeq and is a predicted model, not a curated record. Bases 99 to 4685 code for a protein of 1528 amino acids. Gene Ontology annotation, molecular function: heparin binding; calcium ion binding; Roundabout binding. Gene Ontology annotation, biological process: negative chemotaxis; axon guidance. NCBI's taxonomy places the organism in Eukaryota, Metazoa, Arthropoda, Insecta, Lepidoptera, Noctuidae.
AAAUUAAAAAUUCCUUUGUCCACAGCCCAAAAAAAUGACGUAACCAACUACUCACCAUACGGCUAAAACUAAUCACCGUCCGGCACAAAAUCGCCGCGAUGUCGCCGUACCUUCGCCUGGUGUUCAUCGCCGCUGCGGUGAUCACCGCGGCGUCUCUCUCCCGGGCGGCUGCAUGCCCCUGGGCCUGUUCUUGCCGAGCUGCCGCAGCUGAUUGCGCGCACCGUGGUCUACUGCAUGUGCCGAAACGAUUGCCCACUGAUUCGCAUCGAUUAGACUUACAAGGCAACAACAUCACGAUAGUCUUUCAGAGCGACUUCCAAAGCUUGAAGGAUUUGAAAACAUUACAACUAUCAGAAAAUCUAAUACACACCAUUGAAAGAGACGCCUUCCUGGAGCUAAAUGCUUUGGAACGAUUGAAACUCAACAAUAACCGUCUCGGUCAUUUGCCAGAGGGCCUAUUUCUGAGGUUGAGGCACCUACAGCGAUUGGAUCUAAGUCGCAAUGAGUUGACGGCUAUCAGUCGCCGCACCUUCAGGGGUCUUACGGCGUUAAAAAGCCUACAUUUGGAUGGGAACCAUUUAAAAUGUAUUGAUGAAAAAGCUUUGGAGAACCUGAAAAGUCUUGAAGUCUUAACGUUAAAUAACAACAACCUCACGUACCUGUCACUCGAGCCGGCCGCCAUUACGCGACUGAACACGCUGCGACUGACCGACAAUCCUGUCGUGUGCGACUGUCGUGUCGCAAGGCUGUCGACCGCCGUCAGAGCUGCGGGGAUACUCGGGGUUGGAGCUAGAUGUCAAGCACCAGCGGCGUUGCGUGGAGCUCUGCUAACAGAACUGGAAGCUCACGAAUUAACAUGCAGCGGCCCCAGUAAGACGGUGACCGUGGAGUGCUCAGCGGAGCCGCGCUGCCCGCCACCUUGCCGCUGCACCCCUGAGGGUACCGUGGACUGCCGGGAGAAACUACUCUCCGAGCUGCCGGCUACUAUACCUCAUCGGGCGACGGAAAUUCGUCUCGAACAGAACGAGAUAACUGAAGUAGGUACAUCCGCCUUCUCAUCGGUGAAGCGCGUCGCGAGGAUCGACCUCUCCAACAACAAGAUCACGAAGCUAGCAGCUGAUGCCUUCAGCGGACUUGUGCAUCUUACUUCUUUGGUGCUCUACGGCAACAAAAUCAAAGACUUACCUUCAGGCAUAUUCCACGGGUUGUCUUCUCUACAAUUAUUAUUAUUGAACUCUAACGAGAUAACCUGUGUGAGGAAAGAUACAUUCCGUGAUCUACAGAAUCUCAAGUUAUUGUCCCUGUACGACAAUAACAUCAGAUCUUUACCAAAUGGAACCUUUGAUGCUUUGACAGGAAUACAGACUUUACAUUUAGGCAGAAACCCGUUUGCCUGCGACUGCUCUCUGCGCUGGCUGGCAGCCUACCUCCACAAGAACCCCAUAGAGACUUCUGGAGCCAAAUGCGACUCUCCAAAGCGAAUGAGUCGAAAGAGGAUUGAUGCCUUGAGAGAGGAGAACUUUAAGUGUAAACCGGGUGAAGAGUCAGCGAAUGCGUGUGGCUCAGCGGCGGCGUGCCCGGCGGCGUGCGCGUGCGAGUACGGUGCGCGAGCUGUCAGCGUCGUGUGCUCCAGGGCGGCUCUGACUGAAGUACCGCGAGACUUGCCAGUCAAUACUGACGCUUUGUUGAUGUCAGACAACAGUUUAGGUCAGAUCAAGUCAGACGGGCUGUUCGGACGACUACCAGACCUCACGAAACUGGACCUACGCAAUAAUGGCAUAACCGUGAUCGAAGAUAACGCUUUCGACGGCGCUGCGAACAUUCAGGAGUUGUUACUGGAUGGUAACCUGCUGCAGACGAUCCCGGAUAAGAUGUUCUUCGGGCUACAUAGCUUGAGCGUGCUAUCACUGACGGAUAACAAGAUCAAAUGCAUCACACCGGGAGCCUUCGAUCACCUCACCAUGCUAUCUACAUUGAACCUAGAGUCGAAUCCUCUGGACUGCACGUGCCACAUCUCCUGGCUUCCGAACUGGCUUCGAAGCCGCCGGCUGUCACCAUCAGCUACCUGCAGGACGCCGGCGGCUUUGAGAGACGCUAACCUUCAUCAUUUGGAAGUGUCCGACUUUAAGUGCACACCGGAGGACAAGGGUUGUCUGUCAGUAGACUACUGCCCAACGCAGUGCGCGUGCGCAGGUACGGUGGUCCGCUGCUCGCGCGCGCAGCUCACACAAGUGCCCAGCAACAUACCCAAACAGACGACCGAACUGUACUUAGAAUCGAACGACAUCACCGCCAUCUUGCCGGAUCAGAUCCGCCACUUGACGCAACUGACGCGACUCGAUGUCUCCAACAACCAGAUCAGCGUCAUCACCAACAAUACCUUCGAGGGUCUCACCAAGCUGUCCACCCUCAUCGUCAGCUACAACAAACUGAGAUGUGUGCAGCGGGAUGCCCUCAAAGGCUUGACUCAGUUGAGGGUGCUGUCACUGCAUGGAAACAACAUAUCUAUACUAGCUGAUGGGGUCUUCAGGGAUCUGGAGUCUAUAUCGCACGUUGCUCUUGGCUCCAACCCCCUGUACUGCGACUGCAGCACCCGCUGGCUCUCGGAGUGGGUGAAGAGUGCUGGCGAGUACGUGGAGCCCGGCAUCGCGCGCUGCUCCGAGCCGGCCGCCAUGAGGGACAAGCUCAUACUGAGCACGCAAUCUACUGCGUUCGUGUGUAAAGGCAAACCACCAGCAGAAGUGAUCUCGAAAUGCGACAGUUGCUAUAGCAACCCGUGUCGCAACGGCGGCUCGUGUCGGUCGCGCGGCGCCGGCGGGCACGAGUGCGCGUGCGCGAGGGGUUACCAUGGCGACGCGUGCCAGUACCAGAUCGAUGCGUGCUAUGGGUCCCCAUGCGCGCAUGGACUGUGUCAUGUGCUGGAGGAGGGGAGGUUUCACUGCUCGUGUCAGCCGGGCUACACCGGCGCCCGCUGCGAGGUGAACAUCGACGACUGCGUGGCGCACAAGUGUCAGAACAACGCCACGUGUGUCGACCAUCUCGAGGGGUACUCCUGCAAGUGCGCGCCAGGAUUCAUGGGUGAGUUCUGCGAGAAGAAGAUUCCCUACUGCACGAAGGAGUUUAACCCUUGUGAGAACGGUGCGGUGUGCAGCGACCACGGCAGCCACUACACCUGCGCCUGCCCCAAGGGUUACUCCGGACAGAACUGCACAGUCAACGCGGAUGACUGCAUCAACCAUAUGUGCCAGAACGGUGCAACCUGCGUGGACGGUCUGGACGAGUACCGCUGCGCGUGCGCGGCGGGCUACGCGGGGCGCUACUGCGAGGCCGCGCCGCACGCCGCGCUCGGGACCUCGCCCUGCGCGCACCACGACUGCGUGCACGGCGUCUGCUACCUGCCGCAGCCGCGCCCGCUGCAGGAUGAUAUAAUAAUGGAGCGACCACUUCUCAGCACUUCUAAUGAUUACCUCUGCAAAUGUGCGCCCGGAUACUCAGGUCGCCUCUGUGAAUACCUGACGUCUCUUACCUUCAGCCACAACGACUCGCUGGUUGAGCUGGAGCCACUGAGAACGGCACCACAAGCUAACGUUACUCUGGUAUUCAGUACGACUCAGCUACACGGCGUGCUUAUGUACUUCGGUGAGAACGAGCAUCUCGCUGUGGAACUCUUCAACGGAAGGAUUCGCAUCAGCUAUGAUAUAGGGAACCAUCCCACUUCUACUAUGUACAGUUUCGAGAUGGUGUCAGAUGGGAACUACCACAAGGCGGAGUUAAUAGCCAUCAAGAAGAACUUCACGCUGAAGGUGGAUGACGGACCCGCCAGGUCCAUCAUCAAUGAAGGUCCAAAGGAGUACCUCCGUCUCGAGCGCCCGAUGUAUCUCGGUGGGGUCCCGGAAGACAUCGCCAAGGAAGCCUUCAGCAAGUGGCAUCUCAGAAACAUAACCAGUUUUAAAGGUUGUCUAAAAGAAGCCUGGAUCAACCACAAGCGGGUGGACUACGUCAACGCUGUCAGGGUGCAGAGGACCUCAGCCGGUUGUGGUGAGGACGAGCCCACCAGCGCUGUAGCUGCAACUGUCUUCGUGCAAGAAGAUGCUGGGAGACAUAACCAGGACCCAUGCGUUCCUAACCCGUGUGCUCGCGGUGGACGCUGCGUGCGCGAGGAGGGCUCGCCCUCGGACUACACGUGCCGCUGCCGCGCCGGGACCGCCGGCCCGCAGUGUGAGCUUCGGGCUUCUAUCAGUGGCGCACCCGUCAUCACUCAAGGAACAAAGGUCUUACAACGGAAGCAGGCAAUCAACAACGUGCAAGCUUCACCAGCUGCACCGUCUCACAAACAACAGAUGCCGUCUGAACACGCACCCUCACAGCCGACACCUGCCAUCGGCGUCUGCAGAAAGGAGGCAACUCGAGAGAUAAUAACGGAAGGUUCAUGUCGUUCGCGGCGCGCCGUGCGGGGGGCGCGCUGCGUGUCGCGUGGGGAGGCGGGGGGCGCGGCCGGGGGCGCGGGGGGCGCGCCCGCCAGGCAGCUCGGCUGCGCCAGGGGACACUGCUGCGCGCCCAGGAAGACCAAGAAGAGAAAGAUAAGACUGGUCUGCGCCGACGGUACACGAUACACCAAAGAUAUAGAAAUAGUCAGAAAGUGCGCAUGUGGCAAGAAAUGCGCGCGAAACUCCCCUUUCCACUGAACCAAGACUGAUGACACGACCCCAUUUACACCCUCCACUCAUACAAGCUAA